Messenger RNA from Rhizophagus irregularis DAOM 181602=DAOM 197198, 621 nucleotides. RefSeq lists its product as uncharacterized. Gene Ontology annotation, biological process: inositol phosphoceramide metabolic process. The record is from RefSeq and is a predicted model, not a curated record. Gene Ontology annotation, cellular component: inositol phosphoceramide synthase complex; Golgi membrane. Lineage: Eukaryota; Fungi; Glomeromycota; Glomeromycetes; Glomerales; Glomeraceae. Gene Ontology annotation, molecular function: inositol phosphoceramide synthase regulator activity.
AUGGUUGCACCCACCAAGUUACAAUUCAAGAAAUGUUGUGGAAUUGUUGAUCUACAACGAGGUGUCGUUCUUAUUACAGUAUUCGCCCUGCUUAAUAAGGUUUCCGGUUUUUUCGGAAUACCGACACUAUUUUAUGGAGGUGGAAUUGUAUCUAUUAUAUCAUAUAUAUACUCUAUUAUAGCAUCAAUAGCAAUUGUCUAUUUUCUGUUUUAUGGAGUUUUCCCGGAAAAUCCAAAAAUAAUUAGAUAUUAUUCUAUAUUUUAUUGGAUAGAUUUAAUUGCAAAUGGAUUAUUCACAAUAAUUUUUGGAAUAUGGUGGUAUCUUGUAGUGGAUCAUUUACCAUUAGCAGAAACUGAAAAUCAAAAAUCAAAUAAUGAAACAGCUACAGUAUUAGGAACCUCUCCAACAUUACCAGCUUGGAAAACUGAAUCAGCUAUUGCAAUUGCUAAUUUGGUUGCGGUAACAUUUGUACAUAUUUAUUUUGCUUUUGUAGUUAAUUCUUAUGCUAUAUUAGUACAAAAAAGUCAAUCAUAUUUCUCUACAUCGGGAAUAAUUGCUACUUCUCGUAUAUCAACAUCUGGUGUGGGUUUAUUAGAUAAUCCUCAACACGAUGAUGAUUAA